Cornus florida is the source of this 1713-nucleotide messenger RNA. Its product is annotated as putative FBD-associated F-box protein At5g56690. The coding region runs from base 164 to 1561 and encodes 465 amino acids. The transcript is spliced from 5 exons. Gene Ontology annotation, molecular function: protein binding. The record is from RefSeq and is a predicted model, not a curated record. Lineage: Eukaryota; Viridiplantae; Streptophyta; Magnoliopsida; Cornales; Cornaceae.
UUAAUUGCCAUUGAAAACGUUCAUGUUGCUGAUCACAACGACAUUACGGUGAGGGUUUCAACUCUUGCGAACAUACUUUCCCAACACGGAUCUUUCUUCGUUCUGUGAAGAAAACUAGGGCUCCUCUUUUAAAUCUUCGAUUGAGCUUAUUUAUAUAUAAAUUAUGAGGAGAAUAAUUUCAAUGAGGAAAAGGAUGAGAUUCAUCUCUAAACGCAGAAAAGAACACAAGAGUAAACACUACAAGGACUUGAUUAGUGGGCUGCCUGAUGAAAUUCUUGUUUCUGUUGUGUCUCAUCUGGGAAUUAGAGAAGCGGCAAGCACUUGUGUACUCUCAAAAAGAUGGGAACGUUUGUGGUCAUUUAACAGGGUUCUAAACUUUGAUGCCUUACAAACAAUUUUUGAACUUGAAAUGAAUGAGGAGCUGCUGGAAGUAGAAAGAUCUAGGUACAUAAGUUGGGUGAACAAAGUCCUGGAGUCGCAUCGUGGUUCAACCAUAGAUGAGUUUAGAGUUUCUUUUUAUUUGAAUAUCUCUUCUAGUUGUGUCAUUGAUAGAUGGAUUGAGUUUGCAAUAGCAAAGUGUGUACAAAGGCUUGAGAUGGACUUCGAACCAUGUACCUUGUCAGCAGAGGCUGCUGGUAUAGCAUAUACUUUUCCAAACCAGAGUUAUAUUCACAUCAAAAGUCCUGCGGGUUUAUCCAGCAUUAGGUCUCUAAGAUCCCUCUGUUUUAAGCGUGUGAACAUUAGUGGAGAAAUUCUUGAAUACUUCCUUUCCAAUUGUCCUCUUCUCGAAUCUUUACUAGUAGAAAGCUCGGAACAUUUAGUGAAUUUUAAAGUUAUUGGUUCUUCACUUCGGCUGAAGUUUUUGGAGAUAUCCUUCUGCCCCAACUUGAUGGGUCUUGAGGUUUGUGCUACUAGUCUUGUGUCAUUUAAAUAUUUUGGACUGCGUCAAAGAGUAAAUAUGCAAAUUAAGGAUGCAUUUCAGCUUGCUGAGUUGUCUAUUUCAAAUCACAUUGAUCCAAUAGACUCUGCUUUUUUCCCAUUUUCAAGCUACUUUUCGCAGCUUGAGACUCUUUCAUUCGGCAUGGAUUUGAGUCGUUGGAAAAGGGGUAAUAGAGGACUCAAACAACUUCCUGAAUUUACCAAGCUCAAGCAGUUGACAUUGGAAGUUAUAGCAGAUGAAUCUACAAGCAUUCUCGGCUGGACUACCUUAAUAAAUGCAUCACCUUCGCUGCACAAACUUAAAUUAAAGUUAUGCUAUUGGGGGCCUCGUGCGUAUGUAGAAAGAAAACUUCCUAAAGUUUGCGACCGUCCCCUUCAAUGCCUAAAGGAGGUGGAACUGGCUGGGUUUGUUGGCUGUCUUGUUGACCUUGAGCUUGCCCAAUACUUGAUUAAGAAUGCCGUCAGGUUGGAGAGGAUUAUUAUCGAUCGUCACUGUACACAUAUAUUGGGCAUACCAAGACCAUGGAUGUUUAUGGAAACCGAGAAGAAAGAAUAUGCAAGAGAGCAGGCUAUUCAACUCCAAAAAAGUCUACCUGCAAGAGUCAAAAUGGAUAUUAUUUAAUCUCGCUCAACUGCAUUUGGCUGCUCAAUGUUUAGUUUUGUUCGUUCUUCUAAAAUCAUUUAAUUUAAUUAUUUGCAAUUAGUUCGUACUUGUAAGAGAGUUUCGUGACUGUAACUAUUACUAAUACAUCUAGUUCAUAGACUUUUUUUCUA